GGCAGCGGCACCAUGGCCCAGGUCGUGUGGGGCUACGAUAGCGACAACGGACCCGAGCGCUGGCAUGAAAACUACCCCCUGGCCAAGGGAGACAAGCAGUCGCCCAUUGAGAUCAACAGCAAAGACGUGAGGCACGACAGUUCUCUCUCCUCUUGGCAUGCCAGUUACGAUCCCGGGGCAGCGAAAACCAUCCUGAACAACGGGCGCACCUGCCGAGUCGUUUUUGAUGACACUUUCGAUCGAUCAGUGCUGAGAGGCGGGCCGCUCACGGGAGCCUACAGGCUGCGUCAGCUUCACCUGCACUGGGGUUCCUCUGAUGACCAUGGCUCUGAACAUGUUAUAGAUGGGGUGAAAUAUGCAGCAGAGUUACAUAUGGUGCACUGGAAUCCAAAACAUGGUAAUUUUGCUGGAGCUUUGAAACAACCUGAUGGUGUGGCUGUUGUGGGCAUUUUUCUGAAAGUUGGAAAAACUCCCAAACCAGAGAUGAAGAGAAUUCUUGAAGAAAUUGAUAACAUUAAGACCAAGGGGAAAGAGGCUCCUUUUCAGCACUUUGAUCCCUCAAUUCUUUUCCCCAAAUCUCGGGACUACUGGACAUACCAUGGUUCGUUCACCACACCGCCCUGUGAGGAGUGUAUCACUUGGAUUCUCUUGAGGGAGCCAAUUGAAGUCAGCGCAGACCAGAUGGCAAAGCUCCGUAGCCUUUCCAAGAAUCCUGAGAACGAACCUGUGAAUCCACUAGUUGAUAACUGGCGCCCACCCCAGCCUGUGAAGGGCAGGAUAGUGAGAGCCUCAUUCAAGUGAAGGAAAUCUCAAGGCUCACUCUGCUCAACCUGAGUGAGAAAAUCCCUUCAUCCCAAAGUGUAGUUAGUUUUUGCUGUCUACUGCUUUUCCUCUGGAUCCAGAUCUGUGUUUCUCAGCUUGAAAUUCUUAGUGGUAAAACUGAAUCUCAUUUUGAAAGCAGAAAAAAUACUGUAUGCAAAUACUAACCUUAAUAAGGAAAUGCAAGAUAUACGUGAUUCUUGACCAUAAAUGCUGAGGCAUUUGUGAUAGUGUCACUUCUCUGCCAUGUGGUCUUGGAAGAACAAUGGGCUCAGAUUCAAUAUUUAAAAUUAAUUUAAAAGGAAAUGUAGUAAAGGCAGAAAAAUGAACCAGUGGUUCAGGAAAGCAGAAGUAACAGUGGGUGAACAGGAGGUGGAAUGCUUGCUCCUACACCAUCUGCAGUAGCGAUCUUCCUCAGAUAUCCCACCUCUAGUGCAAACAUCCAAAGGAUAUUUCCUCUUGAACAUACCAGAUUUUUCCUUCCCUCUUUUGUUUGUAGUUUGUUAUCCGAGAUUACAUUAGUAUUCUGAGGAUACAAUCAGGCAUAUUCAGUAUCUGUGUGUGAAGAAGACAAGAUACCUUGUUGUCAUUUCAGCAUUUACUGGUUUUGCCAUGUCCUCCUGCUGCCCAUUGGUUUCUUCUUUCACUGCUGCUGUUACUUCACUCAUCCAGCUGUAGAGUGCUGCUGGUGUCAUAGUGCCUUGUAUAGCACCUUUAGUAUUGCUGAGGGGAAAGUAGCUUUCUUCUGCUGCUCUAUGUUACCUCCCAGGAUGAUGGAUUUUUAGUUUUGAUGCUGUACCUGUUUAUUUUUUCAUUUUUGACAUCUUGGGAUGCAUAUUAAUGAUUUAACCUAUUAGGGAUUUUGUUGCGUAUGGAAAGGGUUUUUGUGGAUGACUCACAUGUUUCAUCUGUCUUCCCCACUACUGAAAAGUCCAGGUUAACUCACCUCAGUGUUUGUUCAUUGUGACUCUGUGGUUAGAGACUCAUAAAUGGAGUCUGUUUAGCUCUGUUACUUUCUGGGGAGACACAUCAGCUCAUAUGUACGAUCUGAACAAGGAAUCACUGGCAGACAGAAACUUCUAAAUCAUCUUCCCCUGUCCUUCAUCAUGUGAAAUCUAUCACUGCAGCAUGCUUCCUUAAGAGCAUAACACAAGUACCAUAUAGGUUGAACCCAUGUGCAGACGAUGUGAGUAAAGAUCUGCUGCAUUGUAUCAGGGUGAGUAUUUGGUAUUACACAUACAGGGGAUUGGGUGGCCAAAGCUGGUGCAUAAAGCCUCCUGCAAAUGAAGCUUUGGGAUUCUCUGUGUUCCUCUAACUAACUCAUCAGGAGGUAGCAGAAGGAAUGGAGAUGUUGCCACAAACAUGUUCACAGCAACAUUUAUAAGGGAUAUGUCAAAGUCUGAAAAAAGCAGGGUUACAAAUGACUAAGUAGGCGUUUUCUAGUUCUCCUUCAAUAUUGCACUUUGCACCUUUACUAGAAAAAUGGUGCUCCCACAGGGAAGUAAUGAAUGGGUAACAUUGGAGAAAUUUUGUGGUUAUUGCCAGCACAAUUCAGUGAGAAUUCAGGAAUGAAACUGAGAGCAGAGUUUGACCCUUUGUAUUCUUGUAGACAUGUUCAAAGAAUUGCUUAAUUCCCACUGAGAAAUAUUUCAGUUCAUUAGAAGUGCAUUUUACUCAGUAUAAAGCAGUUUCAUUUUAAAAACCAAGUUCAUGUCAUCAGAAACUAAAGUAUUGAUUGAAUCUUUUCUACAAAUAUUUUGGCAUUGGCUUAAUGUUAUCAUAAGAUCAGCUUUUGAUAUUACAAGUGUACCACUUGCAACAGUAUUGAUUUUAAAAGUCUCUUAGAUCUUCUUUAAAUAUCCAAAUCUGUACAUGUUCUCAACACCUAAGACUAUUUCUACAGAAAGCUCUUAAGCAACAGUUUUUCUACUGUACUAUGUCUUCCAUGUAAAAUUUCUUCUUAUACCCAUAUGCAAUUGAUCUUGGUAUUAAGAAAAUUUCAGCACAGAUAACUGAGACAAGAGUUUGAGUCUUCCUACCCAACAGCCAUUGGCUGUGAUGUUUUAAUCUCUUGUUAUUGGGGCAAUUUAAAGUUGCCUGCACUUGAAAUAACAGCUUCUGUGUCUUCAGAGAAUCAAUAAAUUGACUUACAUAAAAGAUUUAUUUUUGGGUUUAUUUCUAAUGCCAAGUGAUGAUUGAAAGUAACAAGAACUUACUAGAAAAUUCUUUUAUACAUAUGCUUGUAAUACAAGAGUAGACAGGCACACUAGUAAUCGCCUUUUACCUGUUGCAGUUUAGUUUAAUAUCACAUCCUGGUUUCUGUGUAUCCAAUCUAACAGAGCCUCAAAAAUAUGAGACAUCAAAACAGUAUCACUUUUUGUCUCUUUUCAGGUACAAAAAAAGUGUUUAUUUCUUGCCUGAACACAAACAUUCUCUUACAUCUUCCCCAAAUCAUACAUUCAUGUCUCAUCAUGAGUAUCACUCCCUUGUAUAUGAAUUUCUGUCUUCUGCAAGAAGCACAUGGAUCAGUUAGCUGAAGUGUUGCAUCAUUCUGAUUAAUAUAUACUUUUUAAGCACACAAAAUAAACUUGUUAAAGUGAAAUGAUGUCUUAUUUGCCCACAAAAUCAGAUACUUAGUGCACUUUGCUUGAUUUGCAUGUUUUCUCUGCUGCUUUUUAAAGGCAGAAUAGGCAGAAGUUUAUCAACUGCUGACAUAGUGGUUUUGGUUCCAGCAGGAAACACAUGCUUUGUAUGUUGGCACAAAAGAAAACACAGUCUGAAAUGUGUAUUAUUCCCUCA
Strigops habroptila (Kakapo) is the source of this 3618-nucleotide messenger RNA. RefSeq names its product carbonic anhydrase 3-like. Gene Ontology annotation, cellular component: cytoplasm. The transcript is spliced from 7 exons. The record is from RefSeq and is a predicted model, not a curated record. Gene Ontology annotation, molecular function: zinc ion binding; carbonate dehydratase activity. Bases 13 to 801 code for a protein of 262 amino acids. Lineage: Eukaryota; Metazoa; Chordata; Aves; Psittaciformes; Psittacidae.